Messenger RNA from Exophiala dermatitidis NIH/UT8656, 1410 nucleotides. RefSeq lists its product as uncharacterized. The record is from RefSeq and is a predicted model, not a curated record. NCBI's taxonomy places the organism in Eukaryota, Fungi, Ascomycota, Eurotiomycetes, Chaetothyriales, Herpotrichiellaceae. The coding region runs from base 1 to 1410 and encodes 469 amino acids. The transcript has 5 exons.
AUGAGCGUCUGUCGGUUUGCGGCGACAUGUCUGCAUGGCAUUGGUAUUCGUCUACUUCUGUUGGUUCUGUUGGUGGACUUGUCGGUUCUGGUGUCGGUGUCCGGGUACAAGGUCCCGGACUAUGUGAUUGAAUAUGCUCCGAUCAUCUACUUGCGUUCCGACGACCCGUUCAUGCCAAGCGACAUCGCCGGCCAUAUUGUGCAUACCCGACCGUUUCUGGGUUUCGAGCCAAUACCGGAGACGGAAAUCGGUCCGUUGGAUUUGAAUAACCUGUCGUCUCUCAACCGCUACGGUAAUGGCGACGGCAAGGGAAAGGGAAAGGGAAAGGGUGAGAGAGUCUAUUUGACGUCCAUUGACAAUGUCACGAGUAAUCCACUGGCUGAGUGGCUUUUGGGCGAGACACCCGAUGCGACGACGGGGGAACUGUACAAUUCGACGGCUUGUGCGGUGGUAGUUGUGGAGAGUACAGAAUCCAAGGAGCACCAACUGGACGCGUUUUAUUUUUACUUUUACUCGUUCAAUGAAGGCGCGGAUAUCACGCAGGUGUUGCCGCCUUUGAAUCGAAUUUUUCCGGAUGCCAGUCCUGGAAAUCAUUUCGGGGACCAUGUGGGUGACUGGGAGCAUAACAUGAUCCGGUUCAAGAAUGGAAGGCCGACAGGGAUAUAUUUCAGCCAACAUGCCAGCGGGCAGGUUUGUGAUUGGGACGAUGAUGGCUGCUUUUCAAAGAAAGGCCAGAGGCCCUUCGUGUUUAGUGCAAGAGGCUCACAUGCAAACUAUCCAUCUGAGGGGAGCCACGUCCACGACGAAGCCUUGGUCGACAUCGCCGACAAAGGACGGCUAUGGGACCCUGUCAAGCCGGCUUGGUUCUAUAAAUACGAUCCGGACACCGACACGUUUGUCUCUGCAGAUAUGGGCACAGACUCAGGUUCUGGCGAUGGUGGCGACGGCGCCACCUAUCCAACCGACUGGUUUUACUUCCAAGGCGCAUGGGGUGACAAGAAAUACAACGACUCAGAUCCCCGACAGAAAACGGUCCCUUACUUCGGCUUGAAAAAAUAUGAAGAUGGUCCUACAGGGCCCAAAUUCAAACAUCUUGUUCGCAAGGGGUUGAUGCCCGAUGAGAAGCCCAAGACUAAUCUUAUGAAGGUGAUGGUAAGAUGGUAUUUGCGGUUAUAUGGCUGUUGUCUCCAUGGAAUUAAUCCGUGGGUGGUGGUUCUGGGGACUCUUUUGGUUCUUGCGGCAGGUGCUUUUGUUGUUGUGUUUGCGGUUAUUAGGAUUCGACGACUGGUCAAGAGACGGUGGCGGCAACGGAAAGAUAGGCUUGGAGGUGAGCGGGGGGUGGGGAUGAUUUCGGAUAUGAAUAUCCCGUUGUUAGAUCUCGAACGAGUUGAUGACGAACUUGAGAGUUGA